Molecule: messenger RNA, 3998 nt
Organism: Parus major (Great Tit)
Lineage: Eukaryota; Metazoa; Chordata; Aves; Passeriformes; Paridae
Gene: DYM
Product: dymeclin
Exons: 21
Coding region: 159-2588 (809 amino acids)
Biological process (GO): Golgi organization
Cellular component (GO): Golgi apparatus
Source: RefSeq, a predicted model, not a curated record
GAGGCGGGCGGGGACCGUGAGGGGCCGUGAGGGGACCCGGGAGAGGCACCGGCCGAAGCACCCCGCCACCGUCCCCACCACCGACUUCGGGCCCAGGGAUUCAGCAAAAGCUUCCUCAAGAGGUUUGACAUGGAACUACAGCCCUGCUCUGACAGAUCAUGGUGACUGAGGGGAUAGAGGACAUGCAGAUUAGUUGUGUCGCUAAUGGGAAUGAAAAUUUAGAAGGACCCUUCAUUUGCCAAAUAAAGAAAAUGGGAGCAAAUAGCAGCAGCAUCAGUGAGCUUCCAGAAAAUGAGUACUUACAGAAACUGUCAGGAUCAGAGCCCAUCUCUGAGAAUGACCCAUUCUGGAAUCAGCUUCUGUCUUUUAGCUUCACUACUCCAACAAACAGUGCUGAUUUAAAGCUCUUGGAAGAAGCCACAAUCUCAGUCUGUAAGUCUUUAGUUGAGAAGAAUCCUCGAACAGGAAACCUUGGAUCAUUGAUUAAAGUCUUUCUUUCUAGAACCAAAGAGUUAAAAAUUUCAGCAGAAUGUCAGAACCACCUCUUUAUCUGGCAGGCUCACAAUGCACUGUUCAUUAUUUGCUGUUUGCUGAAAGUAUUCAUCAGUCGAAUGUCAGAAGAGGAGCUGCAACUUCAUUUUACUUAUGAAGAGAAAGCAGGACCAAGCUCAUAUGGAACAGAGUGUGAAGACCUCAUAGAAGAGUUGCUGUGUUGCCUCAUCCAGCUCAUUGUUGAAAUUCCCCUCUUGUACCCCUGUCAGCACACAGACAGUAACUGGUGGAAAUGGUUGUGCUCAUGGUACAGGGGAAGGUACAGUGGAGGUGUCACUUCAGCUCUGGGGUAUGCAGUAAGAGAUAUUACAUACAGCAUUUCUUUGGAAGCCGUGACAACUCUCAUUGUGUUCCUCUCCUGCCAAUUAUUCCACAAAGAGAUUCUUCGAGAGAGCAUCAUUCACAGAUACCUGAUGCAUGGUCGAUGUCUCCCAUACACCAGCAGACUUGUGAAAACUUUGCUGUAUAAUUUCAUUAGACAAGAGAGAAGCCCUCCUCCAGGGACCCACGUCUUUCAGCAGCAAACAGAUGGAGGAGGACUGCUCUAUGGAAUUGCAUCUGGGGUGGCAACUGGCCUGUGGACAGUGUUCACGCUGGGUGGGGUGGGCAGCAAAGCAUCGGCACAGCUGGAGCAGUGCUCCCCUCUGGCCAGCCAGAGCCUGCUGCUGCUGCUGGUCCUGGCCAACCUGACUGAUGCUCCAGACAUCCCAAAUCCAUACAGGCAAGCCAUCAUGUCCUUCAAGAACACACAAGAUAAUACCGCUUUUUCAUCAUCAAAUCCACACGCUUUCCAGAUUAACUUUAACAGUUUAUACACAGCUUUAUGUGAGCAGCAGAAAUCUGAUCAAGCCACUCUUCUCUUAUACAUGCUUCUGCAUCAGAACAGCAAUAUGAGGACCUACGUGUUGGCACGGACAGACAUAGAAAAUCUGGUUCUGCCAAUUCUUGAAAUUCUGUAUCACGUUGAAGAAAGGAAUUCACACCAUGUUUACAUGGCCCUUAUAAUUUUGCUGAUCCUUACAGAAGAUGAUGGCUUCAACCGAUCCAUUCAUGAAGUGAUACUGAAAAACAUCACUUGGUAUGCUGAGCGUGUCCUAACAGAGAUCUCACUUGGGAGUCUUCUGAUACUGGUUGUGAUAAGAACCAUCCAGUACAACAUGACACGGACAAGGGACAAAUACCUUCAUACAAAUUGUCUGGCAGCCUUAGCAAAUAUGUCAGCACAGUUCCGCUCACUUCAUCAGUAUGCUGCUCAGAGGAUCAUCAGUUAUACCUGCCGCCACUUGCGGAGAUAUGUGUAUGUCUUGGACAAACUGUAUUUCCCCCACUCCCACUGCUCUACGCUGCAGCAUUGCUUCUCGACCCUCAGUGACAAUGGAGAGGAACUCUUGUCUUUAACUUGUUCUCACAUUCUCAGAUCCUAUGCUUCCAGUCUAUUUUCUCUGUUAUCUAAAAAACACAACAAAGUGCUGGAGCAAGCCACGCAGUCCUUGAGAGGUUCCCUGGGUUCAAACGACUCUCCACUUCCUGAUUAUCACUUUUGGGAGAUGUCUGAUUGCCUUCACUUCUCUGAAACAAAGUUGAGACACGCGCAAGACUUGAAUGUGAUUGAGGAAGUGAUCCGAAUGAUGCUGGAGAUCAUCAACUCCUGCCUGACCAACUCCCUCCAUCACAACCCCAACCUGGUGUAUGCUCUGCUCUACAAGCGGGAUCUGUUCGAGCAGUUUCGGACUCACCCCUCCUUCCAGGACAUCAUGCAAAAUAUAGACCUGGUGAUCAGCUUUUUCAGCUCCCGAUUAGAGCAAGCUGGAGCUGAGCUGUCAGUGGAGCGAGUUCUGGAAAUCAUCAAGCAAGGAGCUGUUGCUUUGCCCAAAGACAGGCUAAGAAAGUUCCCUGAGCUGAAGUUCAAGUACGUGGAGGAGGAGCAGCCUGAGGAGUUCUUCAUCCCCUACGUGUGGUCCCUGGUGUACAACUCUGCCGUGGCCCUGUACUGGAACCCCCGUGACAUCCAGCUCUUCACCAUGGACUCGGGCUGAGGGACACCCCUGCCAGGCCAGCCCCGCUCCGUCUUACAGGAAUUGAACCUCUGCACCUCUUCCAACCUGACCCCCUCCAACUGCCCCCUCCGACCCCAGAGCCAGUGUCCAGCCUCAUGCUGGGACAGACUGGUGUGGGGCACAGAUGGCUUGUAGGCAACCUUGUGUUUAUAGUCCAUAACCUAGAGCUUGUUUGAUGAAAAUGAGGCCUUACACAUGGGGUAUGAUGUUACUACCAACCACAAACCUGAUCGUCCUUUUAACUAAACGGGCUAAUUGAGAUUGCAGGCUUUGAUUUGGAAGCAGCGUUUGUAUUUUUGGCUCUUUCGAGUGGGCAGCUUCCUUGGUUCAAGCUUUUUAUGGUCUCUUGGAUGCUGCCGUGGGUUGCUCGUUACCUAAUCCCGUGUUUUCACUCACAGCCCUUCGUUUCCGUGGCACUGUCAAGGCUGCAGCCCUUAAAUUGCUGUCUACGCUGUCAUCCGAGGGAACUAAGCAAGCAGCAUCUUAAUCAGGUUAGCUCCCAGGCAGAUUCAAAACACUUGAUUUAGAUGUUUGUGGGAGGAUUUUCAAUAGCAAGUCUUUUGUUGUUGUUGUUGUUUGACUGGCAAAUACUCUCCAGAGGGCAAGAAACACCUGCUUUCAGAGUCAGGUCCCUUACAGACUUGUUUUUCUGUGCUCCUCUGCAAAAUUGUUCCUGGAAAUUGAACGUGUAAGGAAAGGGGGGGAAAAAAAGUCCAAAGAAAAUAAUUACAAGAUUGUAAAAUAGACCAGUGUCCUGUAAACCUGUGCGUAAUGGUGACAGUGUGUUUUGGGGAUCCUUGACAAAGCUCUGUGUUGAAAACCUCCUGUUGGCUUUUAAAGUUUUAUGGCAGAAAUAUAAAUUUAUCUGAAUGUAGAAUACUACUCUCUUUUUUUGUUGUUUUCAAGUGCCCUUUCCUGAUAUACCUGUUUCAGCAGUGGGAAAAACUAAAGAAGUGGUGUGAUUUUGAAAGAAAUCUCAUUUUUCAAAGUGGGGAUCAUAUUUUGGGGAUGCCUGUUGCACACACGUGCACCCACUCUCCUUGUCCCACAUGCUGCUGUGUGGGGGACUGUCACCAGUACAUUGCAUGCCAAAACUUCCAUUUUGAGGAAUUGGUUCCUGAAGAUGAGUGGCAACCCUCUGUACUCACUGCCUGCUCCAGCAUGUUCUGUUUGUUGACCUGAGGAAUCGGGUGCGUUUGCUUUCAGAAAGUCCUUUGAAUGGCUUUAAAUAGAAUUUCUUGCACCGUUUCAUCCCUCUGAAGGAUAUGCUAAGAUUGUACUUUUUAUCUGCUUAUUUAGAGACAGAAGUCCAUUUGAGUCUUACACAAAUGGAGAUGCUGGCAUAUUAAAAAAAAAAAAAAAAGCAAAAAAAAAAGCUUUCCAAAUUUA